This is a messenger RNA of Bubalus bubalis (water buffalo), 3503 nucleotides long. RefSeq names its product protein-glucosylgalactosylhydroxylysine glucosidase (gene PGGHG). NCBI's taxonomy places the organism in Eukaryota, Metazoa, Chordata, Mammalia, Artiodactyla, Bovidae. The transcript is spliced from 14 exons. Gene Ontology annotation, molecular function: catalytic activity. The record is from RefSeq and is a predicted model, not a curated record. Gene Ontology annotation, biological process: carbohydrate metabolic process. The coding region runs from base 533 to 2608 and encodes 691 amino acids.
ACCUCUCCUGGGAGAGGGCGGUCAGGGAGAGAGGAAGGAACCGGCCGCCGGAGAGGGGAGCGGUGAAAGCCGAAAGCCCUGUCAGAUCCACCCUGGAGAAGCCUCAGGACAAAGCUGGAACUGGGCUUGUCUCUGCUCGGCCUCGUAGGCUGGGCGCCAGAGGCGGCCCGGCCCGCCCUUCGCCCCUCCUCGCGGACGCCCGGGGGUGGGGACGCGCGUCUGGCCCGCCCCGCGCGGCCCUGGGGCGGGGACCACGGGACCUUCCGGUGGCACGGCCGCCGCUGGCUGCUUCUCCUCCUGCCCCUGAGAGGCAGCGCCCGCUGGAGCCGAGGGACGCGGCGGGGCUGCGGACCCAGAGACGGGGCCUCUGGCCCGCCUGCCCGUCCCCUUCCCCAGCUGCUGGCCACACCCCGCCCUGUACCGACUGGCCUCCGGGAGGGUGAGGCCCGCGGGCUGAGGCUCCGCCCUUCCUGCCAGCAGGACCGGUUCGUGGGGUGCGGCCCUGAGGCCCCUCCGCGGAGUCACCUUUUCCAUGGAGGAUGCUAGCAAGGACGCCACCAGAUUCACUGCCCAUUCUCUGCCCAGUGACCCCCGGCUCUUGGCCACCGUGACCAACGCAUACUUGGGCACACGCGUGUAUCAUGAGACACUGCAUGUGAGCGGUGUGUACAAUGGGGCUUUGGGGGAUACCCACCGGGCCAUUCUGCCCAGUCCCCUCAAUGUCCAGCUGGAGGCCCCAGCAGGGACCGGAGAGCAGCUAACCAAGACCUAUGUUCUGGACACUAACACAGGUUCCUUCCUGCACACCCUGGAGGGCCCAAGCUUCCGCGCCUCCCAGCGCAUCUAUGCCCACCGCAUGCUGCCUCAUGUCCUGGCCUUCAGUGUGUCCAUCACCCGCCUGGCCAAGGGGAGCUGGCCGGUCACAGUGCGGCUGCAGUCAGCCUUCUCCCCAGAAAGUCCAGACCUGGACCUGCAUCUGGGUCCUGACUUCCAGGGAGCCCGGUACCUGUGCGGCCACACGCUCACCCCAGAGCAGCCUGGGGGCGCGCAGCAGGAGGUGCACAUGCUGUGGACACCGGUCCCCCCAGCCUUGACCCUCGGAGAAGAGCAGGAGGAUGCGACGUGGGAGUUCCUGACGGUGGUGGGUGGCAGCCAGGCUGAGGCCCAGGCCUGCCUCGCAGAGGCCCUGCAGCUGCAGGCCAGGCACGCUCUCUACACAGCCCACGCCCAGGCCUGGGCCCAGCUCUGGGCGGACUGUGGCCUGGAUGUGGAAGGGCCACUGGCCCUGCGCCAGGCCCUGCGUGGCGCACUCUACUACUUGCUCAGCGCCCUGCCCCAGCCCGGGGCCUCAGGAUACGUCUGCCAUGGCCUCAGCCCCGGGGGCCUCUCCAAUGGGAGCCGUGAGGAGUGCUACUGGGGCCACGUCUUCUGGGACCAGGACCUCUGGGUGCUCCCGGGUCUCCUGCUGCUCCACCCGGAGGCCGCCAAGGCUCUCCUGCAGUACCGCAUCCGGACGCUCAGCGGGGCCCUGGACAACGCCCGGAGUCUGGGCUACCAGGGAGCCAAGUUUGCCUGGGAGAGCGCGGGCUCUGGCCUGGAGGUCUGCCCUGAAGCCAUCUACGGGACCCAGGAGAUCCACGUCAACGGGGCUGUGGUGCUGGCCUUCCAGCUGUACUACCACACCACCCAGGACUUGGAGCUCUUCCGAGAGGCUGGUGGCUGGGACGUGGUCAGGGCUGUGGCUGAGUUUUGGUGCAGCCGUGUAGAGUGGAACCCUGAGGAGGAGAAGUACCACCUGAAGGGAGUCAUGCCCCCCGAUGAGUACCACCCAGGGGUCAACAACUCUGUGUACACCAACGUCUUGGUCCAGAACAGCUUGCGCUUUGCUGCUGCCCUGGCCCAGGACCUGGGGCAUCCUGUCCCCAACCAGUGGCUGGUGGUGGCUGAUAAGAUCAAGGUGCCCUUUGACCCGAAACUGAACUUUCACCCUGAGUUUGAUGGGUACCAGCCUGGAGAGGAAGUGAAGCAGGCAGAUGUUGUGCUCCUGGGGUAUCCUGUCCCCUUCCCCCUGAGUCCCCACGUUCGCAGGCAAAACCUGGAGAUUUAUGAGGCUGUGACGUCCCCCCACGGCCCCGCCAUGACCUGGAGCAUGUUUGCAGUGGGCUGGAUGGAGCUGAAGGACCCGGGGCGGGCAUGGGCCCUCCUGGAGAGGAGCUUCGCCAACGUCACAGAGCCCUUCAAGGUGUGGACGGAGAAUGCCGACGGGUCGGGUGCUGUGAACUUCCUGACGGGCAUGGGGGGCUUCCUGCAGGCGGUGCUCUUCGGGGUCACGGGGUUCAGAAUCACCAGGGCCGGUCUGACUUUCAACCCCAUGUGUCCAGUGGGGAUCUCUGCAGUGUGUGUCUCUGGCAUUUCCUACCAGGGGAGCAGGCUUAACUUCUCCGUCUCUGUGGGCUUCGUGACAGUAGAGGUCACGUCCCAGGCAGGGCCUUGGGCCCCCUCUCUGGAAGCCGAGCUGUGGCCGUCAUGUACUCGCCUCCCCUUGCCUCCAGGACAGAGAGUCUGCUUUCCCUGCUCAGCGGGCCGGAUACAAAGGUCAGGCCUGUAGGCCGCACGCACUGCCCCACGAACUUCCUGGGAGGCUUUCUGAAGACGUUGAAUAGCUGCCCCGAGCCCACAGGCCCUGCUCUGGGACACCCUUGGGCCCUGAAGCUUCAUGAACCCCUCCCCGCAGAUGGCCAGGGGUGCCCCCCCCGACACGCCCCCCCCACGGGUGACCCCGAGUGGCUGUACCUGCCCCUUCUCAAUGCUCUCCUGGACCCCCACCCGCCUCUAUGUGGCAGCCAGGCUCCCUCUGGCCUGAGUUCAAGCCGCUGCCUCUAGCCGAGCCCCCAGUGACCCCCGUGAACAGGCCGCUUCCCUGCUGCUCAGCCCUGUCUGCUCCCAGCCCCCUCGUGCCCUUCCCGAGGGGCCAGUUCUGCGAAGAAGACUGAGGCAGGUGCAGGCCCGUCUGGGGAGGGCCGCGGGGUGCGGGGCGUGGGCAGGACUUAGGACCUAGGCCGCAGCUUCACCACAAAGGACUUUGUGUCACUCGCCUGAGCCCAGGCGCUCCUGGACUGCCUGGGGGCCCAGCACCCUCAGUCCUUGGCUUCUCUUGCCUCUGGGCCACUUCGGUCACAUCUGAUGGUCUCCGUCACGUGCCUUCCUCAAGGAAGGAAGGGGUGUGGGGUGUGGAGCAGGGACCUGCUCUCCCCCCGACCAGCGCGAAGGAUGGGGCCGCGGUGCUGGGCCUGCCUGGCCUGGGCACGCGGACUCGGCCGAGGCUCCACCUGCUGUCUGCUCCGGGCCUGAGCCCCCCAGCUGGCACAGCUGACUUGGGCUCUCGGGUCUUCCAGGGUGGGACGGCGUCUGCUGGGGAAGUAAAGCUCGGUCGGUGCCGGGCAAACUGUGUCUGUGCUGAGGAGCCAACGGGCACCCUCCUGAAAGGGAGGCUCUGGUCAAAA